Ustilaginoidea virens is the source of this 4548-nucleotide messenger RNA. RefSeq lists its product as uncharacterized. The coding region runs from base 1 to 4548 and encodes 1515 amino acids. NCBI's taxonomy places the organism in Eukaryota, Fungi, Ascomycota, Sordariomycetes, Hypocreales, Clavicipitaceae. The record is from RefSeq and is a predicted model, not a curated record. The transcript has 2 exons.
AUGCUUAUCAGGUGCAGUGCAAUCAUAUCCUCGAGAAAGCGAAAGCUGCUCCAGCUCUUCGCGGUCGCGACCCAUGUCGACACCCUUCCAAACGACUCCUUUGCCAAUCCUGACGCGCCCGCACCAACUUCGGCGGAAUGGAAGUUUUUGCAGGCAAACGACAUCACGCAGGGGAAAACGCUGAACGAAGUCAACAUUCCUACGAGACAGAGAAUAUCGGUGGACUUGCUGAAGCGAUCCCUUGCAUCCCAAAUCAGUGUCACGACUCCUCAACCAUCACUUACUACUACCUCGUUCAACAAUGCCAAGAACAACCAUUUCGCCCGACCCGGCUCUCACCCUCCUGCAGUACCUCUGUUGAGAAAUGGCAACGGCACUCCCAAGAGCCGAUUCAGUCCGCCAACAGCAGGUGCCGUGCCAGGUACCCCCGUCACACCCUCACAGACGACGUCUCGAAGCCCGAAACCCCCUCGGAAGUCAGUUCCUUCGUUAUCAAGACCUAUCUCUAUAAACGAGCCCCCCAAAGAUGAGAUUGGCGAGGCUCGGAGUGUUGCUGCGUCGGAAAUCGCAACUGGAACGCCACGGCAUAGUAAAGGAUCAUCUGGCGAGCAAGCAAAACCACGGCCACCGGCCGAGGCGAUAAAUGCUGGAUCCAUCAACUCGGAUGCGCUAGAUUCGACUCGUGAUUUGCCUCGGCAGGUCAAGAUCACCGAUGGCGCUGGAAAUGCAUCGAUGACUACGAAACCGUCUGCUGAGAUUGUCAAGGCUGCCGAAACCUUGUCAUCUCCUGCGUCUACCAUUCACAGUGUGACGACGCCAGUAGUCCGUGCUGUUUCCGCGGAUACCAGCCCUGACAAAGACGUUCCCAAGCUUGUCGACACGGUGCCACGAAAUAACGACCGGGACGACAACAAACUUGAUGAUCCAAAACUGUCAGCGGACGCACAAGCCCAGGGAUCGAGGCAGGAGAGUCGGCUUCUCGAGGGAAAACCCAGCUCAACUCCGGCAAAACCCCAAGUCAUUGAGCAAGUCGCGGAUAAGGUGCCUACGGAGCUUGGUUUAGAGCCUGUGGCUGCAGCUGGGGGACCCCCUUCGGCAGACGCCAAGACAAAGAUUGAGCAUGUUUCGGACUUCCAAGAUGGAAAUUCUGGUGCAAUGGACGUCGAUGCGCCACCAACGGUGCAAACUGCCGCGCAACCUCACAAGCCAUCAUCUUCUCCGGGCCCUGAUCCGCCGCAGCCAGUCUCCUCCGCUACCUCUGUCGCAGCUACGCAGGAUCAGCCACCGCAGCAUCUAAUAGCCGAGCGAGCUGUAACUCGGGUGUCGUCCGGUGCUAUGCCACUAAAGUCUGUCGGCGAGAUUGUUGGGGGUUCUCUUUCUCGGCCGCCGAGCGCAGCUGAACGGGAUGCGACCAAGGGAUCCCACGAGCAACUCACUGACACCACUACGACACCGCGAUUGCCCGCAUCCAGAUUACGAAAUUUGCACAAGCGAGAUAGAUCCAAGAGCCAAGUUUCAACAGUUGUGUUCGGGAAGCCGCCGAAGCGGGAGCACGAGAAGUCUCUCGUUGCCGGCCACAAAGACGCAUUACGGGCAUCAGAUGAUUACUACACUCCCCUUUUUGUUCAAAACUUUACUGGUUCCUCCAGCUGGAUGCAACCGAUUGAGAAGAUUCUUUUCCAGGCGAACAAAACCAUUGCCACACCCGAUGCCAACCUCGUCAUACAAGAUCAGCAAGCCUGCCGAGUUCUACGGAGAGUAUACCACCUUCAACAGCACGACAAAUGGUCGUUGCGGCAGCUCAAGCGCUGCCCCGAGCCUACGAGGCCACCGACGCAAUGGGACGUUCUUUUGAAGGAAAUGAAAUGGAUGCGGACCGACUUCCGGGAGGAAAGAAAAUGGAAAAUGGCCGUUGCGCGGAACCUGGCCCACGCUUGCGCGGAAUGGCACGGGGCGACACCCGACGAGCGCAAGGCGUUGCAAAUUCGCGUACUUGUUCCUUGCACAAGCGGGACAGUCAGGGGCGAUGUCUCCAUGGCCGAAGUCGAGUCCGAUGUUGUCGAGAAUCAACCGACUCCGGAUCUUGUGUCGUCUGGCGACGUCGACUCGCCCCAGGCGACGGACGAGCUUGCCGACAGUUUUGCAGAGGCCGUUCCUCCAUCAGCCAUCUUCACGUUGCAAGAGGACGAUGUCGUGUUUGAACUGCGGAAAUCGUCGGCAUCAGACGCCUUGCUGGGCGAGCUGCCCCUGUAUGGCUCCCCACUCAGGGUCCCAAAACCCGACAUUACGAGCCCGGACUAUGACCCCGAUGCUCACUGGCGCCGGCCCGCCCUGCCCCUCAGCAAGUACGUCGAGGGUGAGAUGAAGGUGGCUUCGCCAGGACCUCCUAGGAAACGCAGCAGGUUCGACUAUGAGAACGAGGAGUCUGACGAUGAGCGAGAGAGCGCGUUUGUUGCCGAGGCGGCUGCCCUCAACGUUCAACUUCCUCCGUCAACCGACGAAGUGGCCCUCUUUCAGUCGGAUUCGAAGCACAUCAGGGACCGUCUUCACGCCGGCCACCAGUUCCGACCGCCGUCAGAGUAUCCCAUGCCUGUGCAGAGCUUCUACGAGUGUCGGGGCCCGUCGCAGUGGACGCUGGUGGAGGACGACGAGCUCCGGAGCCUGGUGCGGGAGUACUCGUACAACUGGUCGCUGAUCUCGAACAUGCUGUCGACCAAGUCGCGAUUUCAGUCGGGCGCCGAAAGACGUACUCCCUGGGAAUGUUUCGAAAGGUGGAUCAACCUGGAAGGUCUUCCGGCCGACAUGCAAAAGACGCAGUACUUCAAGGCGUACAACACCAGGAUCGAGGCCGCGCAGCGCGUGAUUGCCCAGCAAAACCAAGUGGCCGCGCAGCAAGCCAGCGCGGCAGGCGGCGCAGUCACCCCCGUGCGCAGGCGGCCGUCGACCCCUCUCCGGGUUGAACGGCGGCGAAACCAGAAACACCUGACGCUGAUAGACGCCAUGAGGAAACUGGCCAAGAAGAGGGAGACGAUUCUGCAGAAGCAGCAGCACUCGGCGGCGCAGAACUCGGCAAACAAGAAGGCAAACGACAGCAUCGCGCAAAGACCGAGGAAAACGCCACGAGACUACAGCCUCCUGCGAUGGGAACGCGACCAGGCUCUGGCGGAGAAGAUGGCGCAAUACGCGCAGCGCCAGGAGGCCCAACGGCGCGCUGCGGCUGCGCAAGCCAGAGCGCAAGGCCAGCUCGCCGCCGCCGCCGCAGCGGGAGGGCCCAACGGCACCACGACUGGAUCCCACGUGCCCAGCGCAAAUCACCUCCAAGGCGGCAGCUUUGCAACUGCCGUCGCUCGUUCGAACAUGCCGAGCCAGCUGGCCGCCGCCGCCGCCGCCGCCGCCGCCGCCUCGGCCUCGCAAAACCGACCACGGGUGCCAAUGCAGGCGCCGGUCAAUGGUGUAGGGGCAGCAGCCGUGCAGGCUCAGAUGAAUGGCACUGGGCUUUCGGCACCUAAUUCGAUGAACGCCGUCCAGCAGGCGCAAAUACAGGCAGCUCUGCAGAACCAGCAGAACCAGCAACGGAUGCCGAUGCCCAUGCCCAUGCCCAUGCCCAUGCCCAUGCCGAAUCAGCAACCCGAUGCCAACCUGAUGCUGCGCGCGCAACGCCUCUCCGACCAGCAGCAACGGGUCCAGAUUCAGCAGGCCCAGCAACAUGUCCCGCAGCAGCAGCAGCAGCAGCAGCAGCAACAGCUCCAGCUCCAGCACCAGCAUCAGCACCAGCACCAGCACCAGCACCAGCACCAGCAACAGCAACAGCAACAACAUCAAGGCAACGCAGGAGGAGCCGCCGUCUCCGGCCAGCACACCUCGCCGCCUCUCCGAAAUGGCAUCAACGGAGUCAACCAACAGACGUUUAUGACGUCAGCGCAGGCAAUGAUAGCUCAGUACAACGCGGCGGCGGCAGGUACCAACGGCCACACGUCGCCGCCAACGCCUGGUCUACACAUGCCCGGCUCGGUCGCCGCGGCUGUUUCUCCGGGCCAACGAGUACACCCGCAACUCCCACCUGCCAUCGCCGCUCAGCUGGCUCAGCUCGAGGCUCAGUUCAGAGCCAAGAACCCGAACUUGACGCCCGAGCAAGCUCGCCAACUGGCAACCGAACACCUGACCCGAGCCAUGAUGGCGCAGCGACAAUCGGCCAUGAACUCCGCGGCGGGGGGGGGCGGCCAGCCGGGGCUUGCGAGCAGCAUAGCCGCCACCACGAGCCCUCACCAGUACGCGGCCCUGCUGCGGCAGCAGCAGCAGCAACAGGCGGCUCUGCAGGCGCAGCAGCAGGCGCAGCAGCAGCAGCAGCAGCAGCAACAGGCUCAGCAACAGGCUCAGCAACAGGCUCAGCAACAGGCUCAGCAACAGGCUCAGCAGGCCGCUCAGCAAGUUCAGAAACAGCGAGCAGCCAGCCAUGCAGCAUCUCCGACUCCAGGGCCGGCUGCCAGUCCCGUACCGGUGCAUCAGCGCCAGUCCAGCGGCAGCGCUACUCCUUCCUCAGGUCAAUGA